GAACUCACUCAAUUUGCUCAAAAACAGCAGAAAACUUUGAAGAACUCUGAAAAAGUUGGAGGAGAGAGAAGAAAUACAGGGGAAGCUGCUCAUGGAUGCAUGGAGAGGUCCAGGAGCAGACAACACUCACCAGGCUAUAUUUGAUGCAUAUGGAGCUUAUCUUCAUGGUUCUCAGGGCACCCAUAUAAGCCAGCAACAACAAUGGUUAAGUUCUGCUUCUCUGAAUCAAAUACCAUAUCAUGCAUACCCCUGGAUGCAACACCCAGUGUAUGUUGCUGCUGAUGACAAUACAAUGCAUGGGAAUGAUCAAAACAAUGUGAGCUUUCAUACAAACCUGAGGGGAGACACUUCAAAGGGAAAGUCCACUCAAAUGUCUCCACCACUCCAACACCUUGUAAGUAUUUUGCGAAAAAAAUUCUGUCGUGACCAAUAGAAGGGGGAAAAAGGCAC
Molecule: messenger RNA, 450 nt
Organism: Triticum urartu
Lineage: Eukaryota; Viridiplantae; Streptophyta; Magnoliopsida; Poales; Poaceae
Product: protein FAR1-RELATED SEQUENCE 5-like
Source: RefSeq, a predicted model, not a curated record